GCCCUGCCGGGCGGCGGCGGCGACGGCGGCGGCAGCGUGCGAGCCAUGGUGGCGCUGGAGCAGCCGGAGGGCGGCCCGGAGGCGGCGGCGGCGGCGGGGGGCGCCCCGGGCGGGCGGCGGACGCUGCCCCUUCCGGGCUGCCUGCCCGCUCUAGCCAGCUCUCAGGUGAAGAGGCUCUCGGCCUCCAAGCGGAAGCAACACUUCAUCAACCAGGCUGUGCGGAACUCGGACCUCGUGCCCAAGGCCAAGGGGCGGAAGAGCCUCCAGCGUCUGCAGAACACCCAGUACCUCCUGACCCUGCUGGAGACAGAUGGAGGCACACCUGGCCCGGAGGAUGGGGACCUGGCGCCCCCUGCGGCACCUGGCAUCUUUGCGGAGGCCUGCAGCAAUGAGACCUAUGUGGAGGUCUGGAACGACUUCAUGAACCGCUCUGGGGAGGAGCAGGAGAGGGUUCUCCGCUACCUGGAGGAUGAGGGCAAGAGCAAGGCGCGGCGGAGGGGGCCUGCCCGCGGGGAAGACCAGCGGAGAGAGGACCCGGCCUACACACCCCGCGAGUGCUUCCAGCGCAUCAGCCGGCGUCUGCGUGCCGUCCUCAAGCGGAGCCGUAUUCCCAUGGAAAUGCUGGAGACCUGGGAGGAGCGGCUGCUGAGGUUCUUCUCUGUGUCCCCCCAGGCCGUGUACACGGCCAUGCUGGACAACAGCUUUGAGAGGCUCCUGCUUCACGCUGUCUGCCAGUACAUGGACCUCAUCUCAGCCAGUGCCGACCUGGAGGGCAGGCGGCAGAUGCAGGUCAGCAACCGGCACCUGGACUUCCUGCCGCCGGGGCUGCUCCUGUCCGCCUACCUGGAGCAGCGCAGCUGAUGGGGGCCCCGCCUCCCCGGCUCCAAGACCCGCCGUACCAUCCGCCAAAAUAUCUUUUAUUAUUUUUAGAGUUUUCCCUUGGGAACGUGCUCUUCCCCUGGGGGUGGCUCCUGCACCCGCCGCGUCCCCGCCCAGCUUUCUGGGUUAAAGCUGGCGGCUGGGCUGCCCGGCACGACCCACCCCGCGGCUCGGACUGGGGAGGAGACACCCGGCCUGGUCACGUCCCUGUCCCUUCCUCGUCAGCGUUUUCGGCCCUGUGUGACGCUUAAGCGAGGAGGGAGAGGCUGGGUUUUUAUCAUUUUUAAUGAAGUUGGCGUGAUUUGUUGUAGAUUUUUAAAUUUCCCUUUUGAGAAGAAAAACCAAAAACUCGCCCCACGUGAUACGUCGCGGGGUUCAUUCCAGUCCCUGGUUGACCCUCUCCCAGUUUUUGGCUUGGCUUGGGGGGAGGGGUCCCUGGGGCCCCGCCCCUCGCGCCAGGCGCAUGACGUGUUGUGUUUGUGUGUGCACUCCCGCGCGUGCAUGUGUGCCCCGCGACCCAGGACGGAAGCUGUGUCUUAAAGGCUGGUGUCACCCUCUUUUUGGAAAGUGUGUUUCCCUCCCCUGUGCCCUCUGGUGGCUGUUAGGGCCCCGUGUGCUCUACACACCCCCGCCCCCUUCGUACUGGGGAUCUGGGACUUCCAGCCAGAAGCCUCCACCCUCAGACUGUCCUGUUCCUCUCUCUGUGUCCCCUUGCCCCCCGCCUGGCUCUAGGGUGUCCUCGUGCUGGUCAUCCUGGCCUGGGGCACAGAGCAGGGCUGGGAGACCCCCUCCCCCAUGCCCUGCCGCCCCGUGUGUCUGGCUAGUUGUGCUUUGGGAAAAGUGCAGCGUUCAAUAAAUCUCUGGUGCUCUGG
Molecule: messenger RNA, 1751 nt
Organism: Hippopotamus amphibius kiboko
Lineage: Eukaryota; Metazoa; Chordata; Mammalia; Artiodactyla; Hippopotamidae
Gene: R3HDM4
Product: R3H domain containing 4
Exons: 8
Coding region: 46-861 (271 amino acids)
Molecular function (GO): nucleic acid binding
Source: RefSeq, a predicted model, not a curated record